Messenger RNA from Salvelinus namaycush (lake trout), 1823 nucleotides. RefSeq names its product ceramide synthase 5-like. The record is from RefSeq and is a predicted model, not a curated record. Gene Ontology annotation, molecular function: sphingosine N-acyltransferase activity; DNA binding. Lineage: Eukaryota; Metazoa; Chordata; Actinopteri; Salmoniformes; Salmonidae. Gene Ontology annotation, cellular component: membrane. Gene Ontology annotation, biological process: ceramide biosynthetic process. The transcript has 10 exons. The coding region runs from base 189 to 1352 and encodes 387 amino acids.
GGAAGAAGGAGGUGACACCGCGCACCUAGCCUACUUCCUCAACUUAUCCAGGAGUAGCAGACUCUAGCUCCACACACUUAUGGGAAGUCUACUAAAGUAGUGCCUGAAACAGGUGGAUUCUCCCUCGCACAGCUACACACAACAUAUUGGGUUUUUUUUGUUCUGAGAAGGACCGGCAUCACCACAAAAUGAAUUCGCUCUCAGCUUGGUUUUGGAGUGAGAGUUUCUGGCUUCCACCGAAUGUUACUUGGGCGGAACUCGAGCACCCGCCACCAGGAGAGGAGUACCCCAGAGCUGACCAGCUACUCUCAUGCUUACCGCUUGCUUUUGGCGUGUUGGCUGUCAGGGUUUUAUUUGAGAGGCUAGUAGCCAAGCCCUGUGCCAACAUACUUCAGAUUCAGGCUGGAGAGAGCCGGCGAGCCCAGCCCAACGCUGUCCUGGAGAGGGUGUUUACAUCCACAACGAGUCCAGACUCGCGGCGGGUUGAGGGGCUCUCUAAGCAGCUGGACUGGGAUGUGCGGAAAGUCCAGAGAUGGUUCCGACUCCGGAGGAACCAGGACAAGCCCAGUACACUCACAAAGUUCUGCGAGAGCAUGUGGAGGUUGACGUUUUAUACCGGUAUAUUUACCUAUGCAAUUCGCUAUCUGUGGGUGUCUCCUUGGAUGUGGGACACACGGCAAUGCUGGUACAACUACCCAUUUCAGACGCUGAGUCCUGGCCAGUACAACUACUAUGUAGCUGAGCUGGCCUUCUACUGGUCCCUGAUGUUCUCCCAGUUUACAGACAUCAAAAGGAAGGAUUUCCUCAUCAUGUUUGUCCAUCACCUGGCCACCAUAACUCUCAUCACCUUCUCCUACUGUAACAACAUGCUGCGAAUAGGCACUAUGGUCAUGUGUGUCCAUGAUGCCUCCGACAUCGUGCUGGAGUUGGCCAAGUUGGCCAAUUAUGCAAAGUACCAGCGGAUUUGUGACACCGGCUUUGUAGUAUUCAGCAUCGUCUUCUUCAUCACGCGACUUGUCAUCUAUCCCUUUUGGAUCAUAUACAGUGUGCUGGUGGAGAGCUGGGAGAUUGUCGGUCCGUACAGGUCCUGGUGGCUGUUGAACAGCCUGCUUCUGGUCCUGCAGUCUCUUCAUGUCUUCUGGUUCUACCUCAUCGCUAGAAUCGCCAUCAAAGCCAUAUUCAAGGGCAAGGUGGCGAAGGAUGACCGCAGUGACAUCGAGAGCAGCUCAGAAGAGGAGACGGACACCAAUGUCAAGAGCAGGAACAAGUCACAACCCAACGGUAGCGAGCAAUCACCAAAAAAAGACAACGGGACCAAUGGCUUCACCAAAGGUGGAACAAAAGACCACUGAACACAGGGAGAGGUGAUUAUGAACUGGACACGGGGGUCUCUGAAAUGGAUCCCCUCUGCUGUGUGCCACUUAAAUGGGUCCCAGCUCUGUUUAACUGAACUUCAACUCUUCUUUCACUUUCAGAAAAACAAACCCUCUCAGAACUGGUGUGGGUUGUGAAGACGAUGAUAAAAUUGACAAUGUUUGCUGCCUUGAGGACCUAUUUAUCACUGUGUGUUUCUUUGUAUCAAGUUUACAACUUUGCCUUUGCUUAUAGUAGAAAUAGGGGAGGAAAGUUUUCAUAGAAGUUUUACCGGUCAAAUACUGCUUCUUCAUUUCUACAAUGUUUUGAUAACUCACUUUUUUUUACUUGGAGAGAGCUUUAUAGAUGAAACCGGUGAUAUUUUAAUGGUUGUAAGAGAUUGUGUGCCUUACUGAAUAUGCUGCCUCCCCUCAUUUGAGGGGGAAAAAAUAAAGUAGAAAUUAUCUGUA